This is a messenger RNA of Symphalangus syndactylus (siamang), 3327 nucleotides long. RefSeq names its product RAB2B, member RAS oncogene family (gene RAB2B). Gene Ontology annotation, molecular function: GTPase activity; GTP binding. NCBI's taxonomy places the organism in Eukaryota, Metazoa, Chordata, Mammalia, Primates, Hylobatidae. The record is from RefSeq and is a predicted model, not a curated record.
UGUGCCCAACGUCUGAGUCACCGGCAAAUUGAAACACAUGUCCUACUCAACUCUUUUAUGUUCUCUAGCAGCUAUUUCCUUUCCUCCUGGCAUUAGCAAAACAAGCUGACACCGUGUUAUCUCUUUCCAGUACCUUGCUUUCUGAUGACAGCAACUUCCCAAGACUUCCCCAGAUAGUCCCCAUAGGCUCAGAAGCAACCGCCACUUUUCUCUAAACACCAAUUGCGGCCCUUGGUUCCCAGCCCCCGUCCCUGGAGUCCGUGCUCUCCUCCCCACUACCCUACCCCACCGCUGCCUCAGGCCCUCCCUCCGCGGCGUCGGCAGCUCUUGCUCACCUCGGCCCCUGACAGGAAGGGGUGCGAAGGCCCUGUGAUCGUCAGGUGUGGGGAAGUCAUGUCUCCUCCUGCAGUUUACAGAUAAGCGGUUCCAGCCUGUCCACGACCUCACAAUAGGUGUGGAGUUUGGAGCUCGUAUGGUCAACAUUGAUGGAAAACAAAUCAAACUGCAAAUCUGGGAUACGGCUGGGCAAGAAUCCUUCCGUUCUAUCACCCGUUCCUACUACAGGGGAGCAGCUGGAGCACUGCUGGUGUACGACAUUACAAGGCGUGAAACCUUCAACCACCUGACCUCAUGGUUAGAGGAUGCCCGGCAGCACUCUAGUUCCAACAUGGUUAUCAUGCUCAUUGGGAAUAAGAGUGACCUAGAGUCCCGCAGGGAUGUGAAGAGAGAAGAAGGAGAGGCCUUUGCUAGGGAGCAUGGACUUAUAUUCAUGGAAACUUCAGCCAAAACAGCCUGCAAUGUUGAAGAGGCCUUCAUUAACACAGCCAAAGAAAUAUAUAGGAAGAUCCAGCAGGGUUUAUUUGAUGUCCACAAUGAGGCAAAUGGCAUCAAGAUUGGGCCCCAACAGUCAAUUUCAACAUCAGUGGGACCCAGUGCCUCCCAGCGGAACUCUCGUGAUAUAGGGUCCAACUCUGGCUGCUGCUGAACAUCUGGCUUGAACUUUUUUUUUCCUUCCUGGAAUAGCUUCAGAUCAAUAGGCUUAAUGAAAGAGGUCUUUCUUGCUUUGGCUGAGAGCAGCCUCUUUUUAAAGUGUGAUGUUUUGCCUUUCCACCUAAAGACCGGGAGAGAAUUUGGGCCCUUACUGACCUGUCCUCCUUCAGGGACAUGAGCAUUCCCUAUAGAUUAGGGUUCUUCUUAUCCUCCUAUACUAAUUUCUUAAAUUGUUAGGAUCAAAGUUGGUUAUCACAGUAGUUAAAAAAUAAUUUCAUGGCGGGGCGCCAUGGCUCAUGCCUGUAAUCCUAGCACUUUGGGAGGUCAAGGCGGGCGGAUCACCUGAGGUCAAGAGUUCGAGACCAGCCUGACCAACUUGGAGAAACGCUCUCAACUAAAAAUACAAAAUUAGCUGGGUGUGGUGGUGCAUGCCUGUAAUCCCAGGUACUCAAGAGGCCAAGGCAGGAGAAUCACUUGAACCCAGGAGGUGAAGGUUGCGCUAAGCCAAGAUCACGCCAUUGCACGGCAGCCUGGGCAACCAAGAGCAAAACUCUGUCUCAAAUAAAUAAAUAAAUAAAUUUUUUUUUCUUUCUUUCUUUUUAUUAUUAUACUUUAGGUUUCAGGGUACAUGUGCACAAUGUGCAGGUUUGUUACAUAUGUAUCCAUGUGCCGUGUUGGUUUGCUGCACCCAUUAACUCGUCAUUUAGCAUUAGGUAUAUCUCCUAAUGCUGUCCCUCCCCCCUCCCCCCUAAAUUUUUUUUUCUUUUUUUCUUUUUUUUUUUUUUUUUGAGAUGGAGUCUCGCUCUGUCUCCAGGCUGCAGUGCAGUGGCACGAUCUCGGCUCACUGCAACCUCCACUUUCCAGGUUCAAGCAGUUCUCCUGCCUCAACCUCCCGAGUAGCUGGGACUACAGGCGUGUGCCACCACGCCUGGCUCAUUUUUGUAUUUUUAGUAGAGACGGGGUUUCACCAUGUUGGCCAGGAUGGUCUUGAUCUCCUGACCUCAUGAUCCGCCUGCCUUGGUCUCCCAAAGUGCUGGAUUACAGGUGUGAGCCACGGUGCCCGGCCUAAAUAAAUAAUUUCAUAAGCAUAUGCAAUCCACUCCCCACUAAGAAUUAGGGUCAAGGACAUUCUGCUUGAACACUUGCAAUUACCUAGAUCUAGUUGGCCUUUGGUUGAUAGAUCCUCUGCCUCAGAAUUUCAUUGAGUUUUUUUCUUCCUUGCCUUUGGGGAUUUACUUGCCACUUGCUAAGAAUUCUUGUAGAAGGCAGUUGCCCAAGAGCACUGAGUACUUCUCUACUAUCCUAUUAUUAGCUUCUAUCUCUUAGUGUAACUUCAAAACUUUUAAGAGCAGUGAAGUUGGUCAGGACAUGUGGCCACUUAUUACCUAAAGAAAACAUUUGUUCCCUGUUCAUUUUAUUUUAGGGACCAGAUCUAACAUUGUAGUGUCUUUCACCAGAUAGACUUCUACUGUUUCAUCAAACUCCCUUCUUAACUAGACCUAGACUUUCUACUCCAAUCAGGCUAAUCUACUUACUGAAUGUGACAUAUUUAUUCCUAGUUCCAUACCUUUGACAUGCCAUACUCUCCACUAACUAUACUUAAAAGUCCACAAAUUUUUUCUUUAGUAACAGACUUAGGUACUUCUAAGCAAUUAUUAACACAAUAUUCCUUAGUUUUCAUAUGUUGGUUAUUCAUAAGUAUAUUUAUAUGUAUAUUUAUUUUUAUGUAUGUUACUAUGUAAAUAUGGUUUGCAGUUGUUUUUGUGUGGAAUCUUGUCUUUCCAUGUAAGUUGUAAGCUCCUUGAGAGCAGGAUCCAUGUCAUUCAUUUAUUUUUAUAAAUUACUCCCCCUAUCAUUCCUUUACAGUGCCUAGUGCUACUCAUUAUGUGUUCAUUGAAUUUGACUGACAUAGUUAAAAACUUAAGGUUUAUUUUAGACUUUAAAGGAAACAAAAGACUUUAGAGUCCUCUCUUCGUAAUUCUGCCCCUCUCAUUUGUUUACUCUGGGUUUUAUACUGUUCUUUUCCUUCUCCCCUCCCACCUUUCCCUGGCUCUUUGCCUCCAUUCCAUGAGGCAUACAGUAAGGCUGCCUGCUAGUAAGCAGUCAGAUAAGUGGGUACCUAUCCAGCCAUUCUCUUUUCAGAGCAUAUAAUACUAUCUUAGCCAAAUUUGCCUUUGCUUCACUCAUCAUGCAGCCUUCUGGGUUGGUUGCUAUAUAUAUCUUUUUUCCAUGAUGUUCCAUUCUCUUCCACAGCACUGAGGUCUUAUGAAUUUUUCUACUUUCUUUUUGCUGUUGAUGAAUUGUUUCAUUAUUAAAUAUAUGCAUGUAUCAAAGCUA